Schizosaccharomyces japonicus yFS275 is the source of this 873-nucleotide messenger RNA. RefSeq lists its product as hypothetical. Bases 1 to 873 code for a protein of 290 amino acids. The record is from RefSeq and is a predicted model, not a curated record. The transcript has a single exon. Lineage: Eukaryota; Fungi; Ascomycota; Schizosaccharomycetes; Schizosaccharomycetales; Schizosaccharomycetaceae.
AUGCCAAUUGUAAAGCGAAAAGGUCCUUCAGAGUCUAUUCAGAAGGGAAAACUAAAGAAAAAAUGCACAGAAGCAACAACUGUGUCUAAUUACACGACAAAACGGUCGCUUUUAGAGCUUCUUCCAUACGAAAUUUUGGUAGAAGUUUUUUUAUUAUCCAAAAACGCUAAUUUGCCGGUUUGUUCAAAAAUUCUUUGGCAUCGGCUCUCAUACAACUCUUCAAGAAACUUUAAAUUGUCCAUACAGUUUACGUUAAUGUUUAAUCGAAAAAGCGUAAUAUUAGCGACCCAACAUGCACUUGCGAGACGAUACUUUCGUCUAACAACAUUAAAGACAAUUGACGAUUUGGCAGCUCGUGGCUUCAUUCAAUUGAAUAGCAGGGAAACUAUUAUUGAUGGAAAAAUAGUUCAUCAAUCAUUUAAGGGAUUUAUCCCCCGUCGUAUUCUCCUGCUGCCAGAAUCUGUAGACUUUAUACGCAACUUGAAGCUUCGAGGCUUCUUUAUUAAAGAAUCAACGCUAUCUCAUGCUCUUUUAUUAAGUCUUAAACGUGGUAACCAUACUACAAUUGAAAGAGUAUGCACAAUAGUCAGCCAAGAUCUGUGUGAAGACAAACCAACUUGCGAUGAGGGCUUCAUAUUUCAAAACAGUUUUGAUUAUUGCAUUCUAAAGGAUUCGCCAACGUUAAUUCAGUAUAUUUAUAAAUGUUGGAAUGAGUCACUGCGGGCUCGACUUCCUCGCCAAACAGCUGAUGCUUUUCUUGCCAAUCUAUUAGAACACGCUGUGAAGCAAAAAGCAAAGAAAACUACUACUUGGUUUAUACAAAAAGGAAUUAUUCCAAAUCUAAACACUUUACUUAUGUUACAGGGAAGGUAA